UGAGGCAGGAGGAAACAGUGGAGCAGAACAGAGUCGCUGUGUGUAAAAUCUGCUGCUGUAUCGCCUCGUUUCGUCUCUCUGGGAUUAUUCUCAACUUCGUUUGUUGGACGUCGUUUCUUUCUUCAACUCUUUUCGAUCGCUGCCGCCGAUUCUCUGAAGACGUUUCUGAAAGUUGAAGACGGACGCGUGAACGGCGGCAGGCGAUUCCUUCCGCUCCUCGAUUUACAGACGCAUCCUGCGGCCAUGUGCUACCAUCGGAGAGUCUGAUACAGCCUGAGGUGAACAUAAAUUACCCAGCAUGCCUUGUGGCUUUUGCAUUUAAACGUGCUGCAGUUUUUUGUGUUGGAAGUCGUGGCCAUUUAAAUCGUCACCUUGAGACUCGCUGGAAGGUUCUUUACUCUGAGAACAUUUAUAUAAUUACUGAGAACGAUGUCGAUAACUGAAGCGUUUCUUCGUCCGUUUGAUCGUCACGAAACCGACGAGAAGUUAGAAAUUCAUUCAUUCGUCAGCUGAAGAAAAUGUCUGAAACAGAUGUUGAAGCGUUGUUGCCCCCUGCAGGAUGUGACCUUAUAUGGCAAAUUAAACAAUAAACUGAAGAAGCGUUUCGUCUGUGAUGUGACUCAAACACACGGGAUGUAAUUUUCUUAUAUUUGAAUCUCUUAAAAGUUCGGAAAUGUAAAUAUCUCCUCAGUCGGAAGAAUCAUGGAGCGACCUUCUAGCGGAUUUUACCGUUCAGACAUGUCACUGGAUUUGGACUAAACAGCGAGCGUCCUUAGAGAUUUUUUCCUCGGUGGCUCCGCCCACCUCUCGGGGGAGAUGGCGGCGGCCAUCGCCAGCUCCCUGAUCCGACAAAGGCGUCAGGCCCGAGAGUCCAACAGCGAAAAGGUCGCCACCAACAAGAGACGCUCGAGUCCGACUAAAGACCCAAGGUCUCUGUGCGAGAGACACAUCUUCAGCGUCUUCAGUAAAGUCCGCUUCUGCAGCGGAAAGAAAAGACCCGUACGACGGAAACCAGAGCCACAGCUGAAGGGCAUCGUGACGCGUCUGUUCAGUGAGCAGGGUUUCUUCCUGCAGAUGCAGCCUGAUGGAGCCAUCAGUGGGAACAAAGACGAGAACAGUGACUACACUCUGUUCAAUCUGAUCCCAGUGGGUUUGAGGGUUGUGGCGAUCCAGGGAGUGAAGGCUGGACUGUACGUGGGCAUGAACGCUGAGGGAUUCCUCUACACAUCAGAUGUGUUCACAGCAGAGUGUAAGUUUAAGGAGUCGGUGUUUGAGAACUACUACGUCAUCUACUCGUCCACACUGUACCGGCAGCACGAGUCGGGCCGGGCCUGGUUCCUGGGCCUCAACAAGGACGGAGUCAUCAUGAAGGGCAACCGCGUGAAGAAAACCAAACCCUGCUCACACUUCGUCCCCAGACCCAUCGAAGUCUGCAUGUACAAGGAGCCGUCGCUGCACGAGCUCGAGGAGAAGAUGCUGAAGUCCUCGCGGAGCCCGACGCUGAACAGCGGCGAGCGGGCGAGGAGCCGGGAGCGCCACCAGGAGGAGCAGCAGCAGGCGGACUGCACAGAGCAGGAGGGAUCAUAGCCUGCAGCGCCCCCCGCAGGCGAGGAGGAGGAGGAGGAGGCGAACUCCCAUUUUAACACUCCCUCUGUUCAGCAACCACACCGACGACGACGACGACAACAACAACAACAACAACAACAACGAGCGCCACGGCGACGGCGACGAAAACAAAGAAAAAAAAAGAAGCUAAAAAAAAAAAAAAAAAUAAAUGGGGGUUUCUUCUUCUUGUGUUUUAAAUCCAACGGGGGAGGGCGAGGGGGAGGGGCUUGUGUGAUGUCAGGACGUUGACGAUGAUGAUUUACAUUUUAUGCAAACAGCCCCGAUGACACGGCGCCCGGAGGCUAGCACACCUACUCUUCAUCGCUACAUCGCAGUCGUCAUCACUCCUGUCGCGACGAUGACGAGCGAGAACGCCGAAGCUUUAAAGCCAUGUAGAAACUUCACUUCCUGUCAUUUCUUUAACCAAUCAGAAGAACACACCGCGCUUCUUCUUCUUCUUCUCCGUGUUGUUCCGUCCAAUCAGAAAGAAGAGUUGUUUCUGUUCCUCAGCUGCCACUUCCUGUUUGUGUUUGUUUGUUUGUUUGUUUGUUUGUUUGCGUUCCGACCGGAGGAGGUUCGGGAGGUUUGUGAGUUGAAUCCUUCACUUUCCUGCGUUCUUUGAAUGCACCGUCAGUUUAUGAUGACCCUUCCUAAGCCCCGCCCCUUUUUGCUCUGUGCUCCAUUAACAGCAACUAUGCUAAGCUAGGCUAAUCUAUGUUGAAGAUAGUUAAUAAAUAAAAUAUAAAUAUAAAUAAAUAGACACAUAUUAGGUUAGCUCAUGUUAGCAAAAUGCUAGCUCAUGUAAAUUAGCUUGCUGGUUAGCUAGCAUUUUGCUCUGUAGCAAGUUAGCUUGCUAUGCUAGCUAACUAAUCUACAGCAAUCGUAAGCUAGCUAGUUCAGGUGAAGGCUAAUGUUAGCAAAACGCUACCUAAUGAACAAUUCGCUAGCGUUUUGCUAACAUUAGCUUUCAGAUGCUAGCUAGCUAGCUAACGAUUAAUGUAGAUUAAAUAGCUACAGAGCUAAAUGCUAGCUAGCUAACUAGCUAACCUACGUAAAUCAUUAGCUAGUUAUUUAGUGUUUCGCUAACAUUAGCUAACUUAAGAUUUGUUUAUAUUUUUAAUAUUUAUUAUUUAUUAAUCUUUAAAAUGUGGUUGUCAACAUAAAUUAGCUUAGCUUAGCAUAUCUAAGCACAGGAAAGGAGGAAGUGGGAGGGGCUUAGCUACGGUCAAUAUUGUUACACAAACAAAUUA
Molecule: messenger RNA, 2855 nt
Organism: Dicentrarchus labrax (European seabass)
Lineage: Eukaryota; Metazoa; Chordata; Actinopteri; Moronidae
Product: fibroblast growth factor 12
Exons: 5
Coding region: 817-1587 (256 amino acids)
Biological process (GO): fibroblast growth factor receptor signaling pathway; cell differentiation; positive regulation of cell population proliferation
Cellular component (GO): cytoplasm
Molecular function (GO): growth factor activity; fibroblast growth factor receptor binding
Source: RefSeq, a predicted model, not a curated record